Musa acuminata subsp. malaccensis (wild Malaysian banana) is the source of this 3138-nucleotide messenger RNA. RefSeq names its product exocyst complex component SEC3A-like. Lineage: Eukaryota; Viridiplantae; Streptophyta; Magnoliopsida; Zingiberales; Musaceae. Gene Ontology annotation, biological process: Golgi to plasma membrane transport; exocytosis. The record is from RefSeq and is a predicted model, not a curated record. Gene Ontology annotation, cellular component: exocyst; plasma membrane. Gene Ontology annotation, molecular function: phosphatidylinositol-4,5-bisphosphate binding.
UUAUGCGGGAGAGCGAAGAGAAGAGCGGGCGUUCAGAGAGAGAAUCUCCCUUCGCUCUGAUCAUAUAUACAAACACCUGGAGCGCUAGAAUCUCGGACCAAGAAUAGGGCUCUCUUGAUCCGAGAUUAUGGCGUCGAUGGAGGGGCGAGGGAGAGAGAACGGACCCGUUGCCUUUCGCUCUGCGGUCCUAUAUCCCGUUUGUCUGCCUGCCUUGCGAGGAAGAAAAGCAGAGGACGAGAAACGGAAGGGAGGAGGUAGGUGAUCGGUCGGCGCUAUGGCGAGGUCGAGCGCGGAUGACCUGGAGCUGAGGCGGGCGUGCGAGGCGAUCAUCGACGGCGGCGGCGGCAAGCAGAAGGUGGUGCUGUCGAUCCGCGUCGCCAAGAGCCGCGGGGUCUGGGGCAAGGCCGGCAAAUUGGGCCGUCACAUGGCCAAACCCAGGGUCCUCGCCCUCACCACCAAAGCAAAAGGUCAAAGGACUAAGGCUUUCCUUCGCGUUUUGAAAUACUCUGGCGGAGGAAUUCUUGAGCCCGCAAAAAUAUACAAAUUAAAGCAUCUUUCGAAAUUGGAGGUCGUUCAAAAUGAUCCAAGUGGCUGCACCUUUAUGCUGGGAUUCGAUAAUCUUAGAAGCCAAAGUGUUGCUCCUCCUCAAUGGACGAUGAGGAACAAAGAUGAUAGGAACCGCAUACUUCUGUGCAUUUUAAACAUUUGCAAGGAGAUACUAGGACGGAUUCCAAAAGUUGUCGGUAUAGAUAUAGUGGAAAUGGCUCUUUGGGCAAAGGAAAAUACUACUGCAGUAAGUAAUCAACUGAGUGCUGAGGAUGGGCGAGAUGCAUCUGCUAUGAUUCAAAGCAAUGCACAGGUUACUGUUGAAAGAGACCUGGUCUCACAAGCUGAAGAAGAGGACAUGGAGGCCCUCCUUGGCACGUAUGUUAUGGGAAUUGGUGAAGCAGAAGCGUUUUCAGAAAGGUUGAAGAGGGAACUUCUGGCACUAGAAGCGGCAAAUGUACAUUCCCUUAUGGAAAGUGAAUCCAUAAUAGAAGAGGUAUUGCAGGGACUAGAAGUAGCUACUGUAUGCGUCGAGGAUAUGGAUGUGUGGCUUGGCAUUUUCAAUGUGAAGCUCAGACACAUGAGAGAGGAUAUAGAAUCAAUAGAAUCUCGAAACAAUAAGUUGGAGUUGCAAUCUGUGAGUAACAAGGCUCUUAUUGAGGAGCUUGAUAUAUUACUGGAACGUUUUGAAAUCCCUGCUGAGCAUGAGGCAUCGCUUACAGGAGGCUCUUUCGAUGAGGAUAACAUGGUUAAGAACAUUGAGGCAUGUGAAUGGUUAACUGGUGCUUUACGUAAUCUUGAAGCAUCAAGUUUGGAUCCAUGCUAUGCAAGAAUGAGAGGUAUCAAGGAGAAACGUGCAGAACUUGUAUUGAUAAAGUGCACAUUUGUUCGUCGAGCCUCAGAGUUCUUGCGGAACUACUUUCCUAGUUUGGUGGAUUUAAUGCUUAAUGACAAGAACUAUUUUUCUCAGCGUGGACAGUUGAAAAGACCUGACCAUGCAGACCUAAGGUACAAGUGCAGGAUAUAUGCAAGACUUUUGCUGCAUAUAAAGAGUCUUGACAAGAAUUGUUUGGGCCCUUUAAGGAAAGCUUACUGUCAUUCUCUAAAUCUGCUGCUUCGACGAGAGGCACGUGAAUUUUCUAAUGAACUUCGUGCUGGUACCAAGGUAACCAGAAGUCAGAUAGUUUGGCUUGAAGGUCCGAUGCCCUCAAAUCAGACAUCAAAUGCAGAUUCUUCUACAGUUUCUGAAGCAUACUCCAAGAUGCUAACAGUUUUCAUUCCUCUUCUUGUGGAUGAGAGUUCUUUCUUUGCACACUUUAUGUGCUUUGAUGUUUCUGCUCUAGCUCCAUCUGACGCAUGUGCUGAUACUGAUAAAGCCGUGUCUGACGGCAUAAAUGAAUGCACCCCGGGAAAGAUAGUUGCUCAAGGUAAUGAUUCUGCUGAGCUAGGAAUUCUCAAUGAAUGUUUAAGAGAAUUGCUUGAUGGACUUCAGGAGGACUUCUGUUCAAUUGUGGAUUGGGCAUACAAAAUUGACCCUUUAUGCUGCAUUUCGAUGCAUGGGAUCACGGAACGCUAUCUUUCUGGCCAAAAAGCUGAUACUGCUGGAUUUGUGCGUCUAUUGCUUGAUGAACUUGAGACCAGAAUCUCUAUGCUGUUCAGCAGGUUUGUUGAUGAUGCUUGUUAUCAGAUUGAGAAGUGUGAACGCAAUGCACGACAAAUGGGAGUUCUGCCUUACAUACCAAGGUUUGCUAUUCUUGCAUCACGCAUGGAGCAAUAUAUCCAAGGACAGGCUAGGGAUUUGAUUGACCAGGCCUACACAAAAAUUGUUAGCAUCAUGUUUGUUGCAUUGGAGAGGACUGCACAAAUUGACCCAAAAUAUGUUGAUAUUGUUCUUCUAGAAAAUUAUGCAGCUUUUCAAAACAGUUUGUAUGAUUUAGCCAAUGUUGUACCAACACUUGCAAAAUUUUACCACCAAGCUAGUGAAUCCUAUGAACAGGCUUGCCUUCGUCAUGUUAGCAUGGUCAUCUAUAUACAUUUUGAAAAACUGUUUCAGUUUGCACGCAGAAUUGAGGAAUUGAUGUUCAAUGUUGCACCUGAGGAGAUUCCUUUCCAGAUUGGAAUGUCAAAAGUGGAUCUCCGAAAAAUGUUGAAAUCUAGCUUCUCAGGGCUUGACAAGAUCAUCAAUGCAAUGUAUCGGAAGUUGCAGAAAAAUAUAACUGCAGAAGAGUUGUUGCCUUCUUUAUGGGAAAAAUGCAAGAAGGAAUUUUUGGAGAAGUACGGAAGUUUUGUUCAGCUAGUUGUCAGAAUAUACCCCAACGAGACGGUUCCCUCCGUAAUAGAGAUGAGGGAGGCUCUUAGUAAUCUGUAGCCGUAGUUGCUGUGUGGUUCUGCUUCCCCCUGUGAGGGCACACGGUUGAUUUAAAGGUCUCAUUCCGUUUCUUUUCUCUCCAUCCAGUUGUUUUUUUUGUGCUUUCGUUCACUGAACACCAUGAAUGCUACCAGUUUUUGUUCGUCUGUGUUCCCUGUUUGGAUGGAUUAACGGGAGUGUUUACCAAAGAAUUGCCCGUGUCAAUAAUAAACGUUGUUACUGCC